Tetranychus urticae (two-spotted spider mite) is the source of this 723-nucleotide messenger RNA. The record is from RefSeq and is a predicted model, not a curated record. Lineage: Eukaryota; Metazoa; Arthropoda; Arachnida; Trombidiformes; Tetranychidae.
GAACAUAACAAUAUUUGAUAUCAAGAUUUCGUAUCAUAUAAAAUAUCGUUUCAAUGAAGAUUUAGAUGACUUCUCAUUUGAAAAUAAUACGCUUCUAUUGAUUAAAUCAUUGUGAAUUUUUACUUAUUCAGUGUCUAAUAAGCUUGAAAUUAUGGCAAAGGCUGUGAUUUUUGUUUUAUUUGCUUUUUGUUCAACUAUACUUGCUAACCCACUUUGGCCUUUCUAUUAUGAACAUGAUGGUAUUGAACACAAUUAUUCAAUUGGCCUUGAAAUCGGAGAAAUGAAUUCCCAAGUUGGUCCAUUCCGCUUGUCCGUUUGGUUACUUAAAGAUAUUUCAAUUGGAGCGGUUUCUGAUGCGAAACAUCAAUUGAGCGAAGCUACAAUCUUUGCAGGCCCUGCAUCGCACAAUUUUACGAUAAAAUCAGAUAUGCCAUUCAGUCAAGUCACUCAGAUGUCUUUUCAAUGGGAAAGCAUGGAUUCUUCGUAUGCUGACGAUGUUAACUUUCAGACUGCUUAUUUGACUGAAACUACACCAAACCAAACUCAUAUUACCAAGAAAUAUUGUAACAUUGAGAAUGAGUAUCCACGAAAUUGGGGUAGUAGUGAUGCCAGGCAAUGGCUAUACCUGUGCUAAUUGUUUGAAUCAAUCUAGUUUGUUUGCAGCUAUUGAGACCUGUAAAACUACAAGAGUUAAUAAAUAAAAGUUGUUACUAAUCAGCUGUA